This is a messenger RNA of Anopheles cruzii, 3720 nucleotides long. RefSeq names its product toll-like receptor Tollo. Gene Ontology annotation, biological process: signal transduction. The transcript has a single exon. The annotation marks the transcript as partial. Lineage: Eukaryota; Metazoa; Arthropoda; Insecta; Diptera; Culicidae. The record is from RefSeq and is a predicted model, not a curated record. Gene Ontology annotation, molecular function: protein binding.
AAGAUCGAGUACUGCAAGAUUAAGUACGUGCCUUCGAUGGUGCUGUCAACGUUGCGCGACCUCCAGUCGCUGUCGCUGCGUACCCACAACACCGACUGGUCCGCGAUGAACAUGGAGUUCCACCCGGAGAGCUUCCGCGGGUUGACCGAGCUGAAGCGGCUCGAUCUGGCCGACAACAACAUCUGGUCGCUGCCGACGGACGUGUUCUGUCCGCUGUUCACGCUGCGGUACCUCAACCUCACGCGCAACCGGCUGACGGACGUGUCGCAGCUCGGGUUCUCCGACUGGGGCAACGGGCCCACGGCUCCCGGAAAGGCCUGCAACACCGUACUGGAGGUACUCGACCUUUCCCACAAUGAUCUGCUGUCCCUGCCGGACAACGGGCUGUCCUCGCUUCGGUCACUCAGUGUGCUGAUGCUUCAGGACAACCUCCUGACGGCCCUAGCCGACCGGUCUUUUGUUGGGCUCGGCUCGCUGAAGGUCCUCAACAUGUCCAGCAACAAACUGGUGGCUUUGCCGCCCGAGACGUUCCAGUCGACCCGGGAACUGCGCGAAAUCUAUCUCCAGAACAACUCGCUGUCCGUGUUGGCCCCGGGUCUGCUGGAGGGACUGGACUGGCUCGAGAUCCUGGACCUGUCCCACAACGAGCUGACGUCCGAGUGGAUCAACCGGGACACGUUCGCCGGGCUGAAGCGGCUCGUGGUGCUCGAGAUUAGCCACAACGCGCUGACCAAGAUCGACCGGCACGUGUUCCGGGAGCUGUACAGUCUGCAGAUUCUCAAUCUGGGCUCGAAUCGGAUCGAAUCCAUUGCGGACAAUGCGUUCAGCGACCUGAAGAACCUGGUCGCCCUGACGCUGUCUCACAAUCGGUUGAAGCGCAUCGAGCAGCACCACUUUUCGGAGCUGUACGUGCUGAACCAGCUGUACGUCGCGUCGAACGUCAUCGAGUCAAUCCACGGGCGGGCGCUCGAGAAUCUGACCAACCUGAACGACCUCAACCUCAAUGACAACCGGCUGAAGGAGAUCCCGGAGGGGUUGGGUAAGUUGCGGUUCCUGAAAUCGCUCGACGUGGGCAAGAACCACAUCAGCACGGUGAACAACGCGUCGUUCGAGGGCCUCGAGCAGCUGCUUGGUCUCCGGUUGGUCGAGAACCGAAUCACCAACAUUUCGCGGGACGCCUUCGUGACGCUCUCGUCGCUACACGUGCUCAACCUCGCGUCGAACCAGAUCCGGCACAUUGACCAGUCGGCGUUCAGCUCGAACCCGACUCUGCGUGCCAUCCGGCUGGAUGCGAACGAGCUGGAGGACAUUAGCGGCGUGUUUACGUCACUCCCGGCACUGGUGUUCCUGAACGUUUCGGACAACCAGAUCCGCAUCUUCGACUACUCGCACUUCCCGACGUCCCUCGAGUGGCUCGAUAUGCACCAGAACAACAUCAGCGAGCUGGGCAACUACUACGACCUGAACAAUCUGCAGAUCAAGAUGCUGGACGUGUCGUUCAACCGGCUGACGGCGGUCGACGCCAAAUCGAUCCCGGACAGCAUCGAGACGCUGUUCCUGAACAACAACAUGCUGGAGACGGUGGCCGCCGGUACGUUCCUCAGCAAGCGUAACCUCGAGAAGGUGGUCCUGUACGGGAACUACAUCCGCAAACUGGAGAUCGGCGCCCUGGCAUUGACCCGUGUCGGUGAUGACCGGGAGGUGCCGCUGUUCUAUCUGAGCGACAAUCCGAUUCACUGCGACUGCACGAUGGAGUGGCUGCAGGGGAUCAACAAGCUGGCCCACCUGCGGCAGCACCCGCGCGUCAUGGAUCUGGACACGGUCAUGUGUACGAUGGAGCACGAGCGGGGUGCCAGCAUUCGGCCGCUGAUGGACCUGAAUGCGAACGACUUCCUGUGCCGGUACGAGACGCACUGUUUCGCCACCUGUCACUGUUGCGACUUUGACGCGUGCGACUGCAAGAUGACGUGUCCGGAGCGGUGCAGCUGCUACCACGACCACACGUGGAAGACCAACAUCGUGGACUGUGGGGCGGCCGAUUACACCGAGGUACCGGAGCACAUCCCGAUGGACGCGUCCACCAUCUAUCUGGAUGGAAACGAACUGCAGCAGCUCGGGAGCCAUCAGUUUAUCGGCAAGAAGAAACUGGAGGUGUUGUACCUGAACGGGAGCAACAUCCGGAACGUGCACAAUCGCACGUUCAGUGGUGUGCCGAGCUUGAGGGUGCUCCACCUGGAGGGAAACUUCCUGCCGGAACUGCGGGGCUACGAGUUCGAUCAGCUGACCAACCUGAACGAGCUAUACCUGGACGGGAACGCGAUCGGGUUCGUUGGGGAGCGCACGUUCGAGAGUCUGCGCUUCCUGGAGGUGGUCGAUCUGAGUGGCAACCGGAUCAGCGAGUUCCGGCCGUGGCAGGCGUUUGCGGCGGCCCGUGAAACCGGCUCCUUGACGCGGGUUUCGCUCGGUGGGGCUCGGUGGCGCUGUGACUGCGAGUCGCUCCGUCGGCUGCAGCGCUGGAUCCGUGAGGUCACCGGCGAUUUCGACCUGAGCCGUAUGGUAUGCACCGACAGCCGGGUGGUGGCCGAUGCACUCGGGAGCUGUGAGAACCGCCUGGACUACGAGGUUGCUGGGGGUGUCGGAGUUGGCGUUGGUGUCGGAGACGAAGAUGGAGCCCCGCCGACCGUGCACCGGACAGUGCUGAUGGGUCACGGACUGAUCGGGGGAGGGUACGUGCCACUGUUGGCCGCCGUCGUCGUUGCCAUCAUCGGCACGGCCCUCAUCGUGGCGUUGGCCUGCGUGUUCCGGCAGGACGUCCGGCUGUGGGCUCACGCCCGGUACGGGGUGCGUCUCGUGAAGGACCCGAUCAUCGUGGCGAGUAAGGAGGACACGGACAAACUGUACGACAGCUACGUGGUGUACAGUGUCCACGACAACGAGUUCGUUGGGCGGCUUCUCGGCGCCGAACUGCAGCUCUACGGGUACUCCGUGUGUCUCCACCACCGCGACGUCCACCCGGGCGCAUUCCUGGCCGACUCGCUCCAGAGCGCGGCAGACGCAGCCCGCAAGGUGAUCCUGGUGGUGUCGAUGAACUUCCUGCAGAACGAGUGGUCCCAACCGCAGUUCCGGGUUGCGCUCCAGUCCGUCAUCGAGAAUGUGCGGCCGGCUUAUCGGCGGCACAAGAUUGUGAUCGUGCUGACGGCUCCGGUCGAGAUUGUCGCUCUCGAUCCGAUCAUGAACCUGCUGAUCCGCACUUGCACCGUGGCGUGUUGGGGGGAGCGCAAGUUCUGGGACAAGCUGCGGUACGCGCUGCCGGACGUCAGCAAGGACCGGACGCCGAAGAAGCUGGGUGACAUCACGCGCAGCCCCAACCUGCGCUACACGCCCGCCCCGACGUCGCUCGAUCAGUGGUGCAAGAUCCAGAGUCCCUCGCUGGGGGGCUGCCAGGGUGACGCGGCGGCCAUGAUGCCGGGCGGAGGCGGUGGUCCCGGGCACAUCAUCGCACCGGCCCCGCCCGGGUCGGUGGCCAUCCCGCAGAGCACACCGUCGCAGAGCACCUGCAACACGGAGGACGAAUCGUCGUCCGCGUCAUCGCAGCACUACGAAGCCCCGAUGAGUCAGCACUACAACAUGAGCCGCUCCAGUGCCUCACUCGGGCACGUGUACUCCACGAUACCCGAGACGCCCCAGAUGGGUCGCAACGGCAGAGCUUAUUUCGUGUAA